This is a messenger RNA of Lasiosphaeria miniovina, 3187 nucleotides long. Its product is annotated as Phosphatidylinositolglycan class N-domain-containing protein. Gene Ontology annotation, biological process: GPI anchor biosynthetic process. The transcript is spliced from 5 exons. Gene Ontology annotation, cellular component: endoplasmic reticulum membrane. NCBI's taxonomy places the organism in Eukaryota, Fungi, Ascomycota, Sordariomycetes, Sordariales, Lasiosphaeriaceae. Gene Ontology annotation, molecular function: mannose-ethanolamine phosphotransferase activity. The coding region runs from base 91 to 3087 and encodes 998 amino acids. The record is from RefSeq and is a predicted model, not a curated record.
AAUUGAUAUUGCGACACGGUCGUUCGCGGCCUCCCGUCACCAAACCCUCACACGGGCGAUCUAGGCCCAUCCCUUGGCUCAGCAGGCAUCAUGGCCGGCGGCUCGCGAUUACGAUUCCUGGCAAUUGCCUUGUUAUUCCAUUUCGUGUACAUAUAUUCUAUUUUUGACAUAUAUUUUGUCAGCCCUGUUGUAUCGGGGAUGCGCCUCUUCCACGUCGAACGACUGGCCGAAACAAAGGCGCCGGCAGACCGGCUAGUACUCUAUGUUGGAGACGGAUUACGCGCCGACAAGGCAUUCCAGUCGCACCCCGAGCCCUACCCACAAUCGGACGAAGACACCACCCCGAGGCCCCUUGCGCCGUUCUUGCGAUCCAAGGUGCUGGAGCAGGGGACUUUUGGCGUUUCCCACACGCACGUACCAACGGAAUCACGGCCCGGUCAUGUCGCACUCAUUGCCGGGCUGUACGAAGAUGUCUCGGCCGUCACGACGGGAUGGAAGAUGAAUCCGGUCAACUUCGACAGCCUCUUCAACCGAAGUCGCCAUACGUGGAGCUGGGGCAGUCCCGAUAUUCUGCCCAUGUUCGAGCAGGGCGCUUUGCCUGGUAGGGUCGACGCCUUCACAUAUGGACCCGAGCUCGAGGACUUUUCCCAGGAUGCCCUGGUGCUCGACUACUGGGUCUUUGACCAUGUAAAGGAACUCUUCGCAGAAGCACGAACAAACAAGACCCUCCACGAUGCGCUCAAGGAGGACAAGGUGGUCUUCUUUCUCCACCUGCUUGGUUUGGACACCACGGGCCACUCCUACCGGCCGUAUUCCAAAGAGUACCUGAACAACAUCAAGGUGGUCGACCAAGGAGUCCGCGAGAUUACUGAAGUGAUCGAAUCCUUCUACGGAGACGACAGGACAGCCUUUGUCUUCACGGCAGACCAUGGUAUGAGCGAUUGGGGAAGCCACGGCGACGGUCAUCCUGACAACACUCGGACGCCUUUAAUCGCUUGGGGUUCAGGGGUUGCCAAGCCUCAACUGUAUCCAGGGGAAGUCGCCCCAGGCCACGACGACUACUCGUUGGACUGGAACCUGAACUACGUUAGGAGACAUGACGUCCAGCAAGCCGAUGUUGCCGCCCUCAUGGCAUAUCUUGUGGGCGUUGAAUUUCCGGUCAACUCGGUUGGCGAACUGCCCCUCCCGUUCCUGGCAGCCGACCCCGCCGAGAAAGCCGAGGCGUCUCUCGUCAAUGCACAAACUAUUCUCGAGCAAUACCUCGUCAAGGAAGAAAAGAAAAAGGCGACCGAACUGAGAUACAGACCUUAUCGAGCCCUAAGUAACAAUGACCAAACCCCGGACCACCGUGUUGCCGCUAUAAGACAGCUCAUAAAUGCUGGCAACUACGAAGAGGCUAUCGAGGAGUCGGCAGCUCUCAUCAAAAUCGGCCUGGGCGGUCUGCGGUAUCUUCAGACUUACGACUGGCUGUUCUUGAGGGCGCUUAUUACUGCCGGCUACUUGGGCUGGAUAACAUAUGCUCUCACGACCGUUGUUGAUUUGCAUGUGCUUCACGGCCGCCUGCAACCGUCGAGGACACUCGGCGGAAGCAUUGCGUUUUCGUCCAUUUUCGCCGCGUUGUGCGCCUCUUUCAUCAUUUCAAAAUCCCCGGUAACCUACUAUGCAUAUGCCAUAUUCCCUGUAGUGUUUUGGGAAGAGGUGUACGCUCGACGAGCCAGCUUGGCCGAAGGCCGCAAGCAACUCUUUGGCCACGUCGCCUCUGGCGGAAGUCUCGCCUCACUGCUCUUCAAUUCUGCUGUAUAUGUCGGCAUCAUUGAGUCUCUGGCCCUGGGAUACAUCCACCGCGAGGUAUUGACAGCAUUGUUCAUCAUGGGCGCCUUUUGGCCAACGGUGCAUGGGUUCUCGUUUCUUCAGGAGCACGCCUCUCUUUCCGCCACCUGGUUCAUCUCAUGCAUGGCAAUGAGUGCAUUUACACUCCUCCCUCCGGCUAUGAAGUCCGAAGACAUCACCCUAAUUGUGCUAGGGGGUGCACUUAUGGUUGUCGUUGGCGUUCUCUAUCUUAUCUUUGAAGACUUCGUCCUCGCGGACUUUUCGUGGUCCGCCAAACCCUCCUCACAGAAGAAUCAUCUCUCCAGAGCCCUUAUGGGUGCUCAAAUAGGCCUCAUCAUCCUUGCCAUGGUCGUCACGCGCUCGAGUGCGCUCUCUCUUCAGGCCAAGCAGGGGUUGCCUUGGGGUAACCAAGUGACGGGCUGGCUUGUCCUUGUUCUGUCGCUACUCAUGCCACUAGCGUACCGCCUCCAACCAAACAACCACUACAUGCAUAGGAUUCUCGUCAUCUUCCUAACCUGUGCGCCGACGUUUGUGAUCCUCACCAUCUCCUACGAAGGCCUCUUUUACCUUGCAUUUUCGUCAAUCCUUGUCAGCUGGGUUCGGCUGGAGCACGUUUUCCAGACUUUCUCAUCCGCAACGACUACGGAAGAAGCACCAGCCGUAUCGAAUGGGUCAACUUCCAAAUCGGAGGCUGAGACGAGGCUUCCUGCUCCGUUCCGGCCCCUCACCUUGCAAGAUGCUCGUGUGGCUCUCUUCUUUUUUGUGCUUCUACAAUCGGCCUUCUUCAGCACCGGGAAUGUGGCCUCGGUCUCGUCAUUCAGUCUAGAGAGCGUGUCCCGGCUGAUACCUAUCUUUGACCCGUUUUCUCAAGGAGCCAUGCUUAUCCUGAAGCUCAUGAUUCCGUUCGCCCUGAUUUCAGCGAAUCUGGGGAUCCUGAACAGGCGGCUCGGCGUUGCUCCAUCAGCCCUGUUUAUGAUUGUGAUGGCCAUCAGCGACAUCCUUACCCUGUACUUCUUCUGGGUGGUCAAGGACGAGGGCUCGUGGCUCGAGAUUGGCUCCACCAUCAGCCAUUUUAUCAUCGCCAGCCUACUCUGCAUUUUCGUCGCUGCAUUGGAAGGCGUCAGCGCCAUGUUUAUUACGGGAGUGCAGGUCGACGAGUCGGUCGCGGAGGCGAUCGGCAACGGAGCGGCGGUUGAGUUACUGCUGGAGAAGGCAAACGAGGCGUUGGAAAAGAUUCCCGCCAUUGCCCAAGACUAGAUUUGUAUAUAUACCUAAUCAUGUAACAAAAUGUUUGCUCGAGACCAGCGGAACGGGGGCGGAUGCACAUUGGGAACUGGCAGGAAAGGACAUGAAUCGG